AUAUUAUAUCACAAAGAAAAACAUACUAUAUUUAUAGCAUAAUGGUAUUUUGGAUUAGUGCAUUUAUUUUUGUUUUCCCGUUAGUAAACUUGUAAAUCGAGAUUGCAGUGACUGUUCAUCCUGCUGUAGUUUUGUGGUAGUGUGGUGCACUGGCGCGUCAUAUUGCGCAAUGCAUUCGUGAAUCUCAGACCCUACUCGUUGUGUACUUGUGUUAUAAUUUAAAUAUAUUAGUCUUAACUCUUAAAUAUAAUUUCGACAACCUCAGUUCAUCACUAAAUAAUUUAUGUGCUGAACAAUAUUUAACUACAUAAUAUAUUAUCUAGAGUUUAGAUUUAUUUAUUGUUGUAUUACGUACAUGCUUCGACGCAAUAUUGUCGUUGAUAGUUGAAAGUCUACAUUUAAACGCCUUAUACAAAAUAAUCUAAUAUCUUAGACCGUUACAACUUGCAAUGAACAUUUACUUGGCGAAGGCAUCAAAACCGCUCUGUUCCAUAAAUUCAAUCGCAAUGAGUUUCAACAGGUACAAAAAUGAUGGUUUGGGUAAUUUGGGUAGUGGCGCUGGAAAAGGCGGAGGUGGUGGAGGUUCUAUUCGAGAAGCAGGUGGUGCUAUGGGUGAACGUGAAGCUGCUAACGAAGAAGAAUAUUUUUACAUACAGCAACGGCAACAGGUAGACAAAAUUAAAAAGGAUAUUGAAUUUCGAAAAGCUGAAAUAGAAAAAAACUUUGAUGAAAUCAAUAAAGCUAAAGUUGAAUUGGACAAGAUAACAAAAAAACCAUAAACAACUACGUACUUACCUAUUUUUUUUUUAUGAUUAUUAAACUAGAAUUAAGAAUUUACACAAAUAUUUUGUCUUAGUAAAACUAUAUUCUUAUACAUUCAAAUAUAAAUGUUUAUAUUUUUAUUUAACCUUAUCUGGUGUAUAA
Molecule: messenger RNA, 924 nt
Organism: Diuraphis noxia (Russian wheat aphid)
Lineage: Eukaryota; Metazoa; Arthropoda; Insecta; Hemiptera; Aphididae
Biological process (GO): negative regulation of ATP-dependent activity
Cellular component (GO): mitochondrion
Molecular function (GO): ATPase inhibitor activity
Source: RefSeq, a predicted model, not a curated record